Molecule: messenger RNA, 2624 nt
Organism: Phoenix dactylifera (date palm)
Lineage: Eukaryota; Viridiplantae; Streptophyta; Magnoliopsida; Arecales; Arecaceae
Product: beta-D-xylosidase 1-like
Biological process (GO): arabinan catabolic process; xylan catabolic process
Molecular function (GO): xylan 1,4-beta-xylosidase activity; alpha-L-arabinofuranosidase activity
Source: RefSeq, a predicted model, not a curated record
CCAUUCUCUUCCAUCCAUCCCCAAUGGCCAACUCGCUCCUCUUCCUCCUCCUCUUCUCCGUCCUCCUCUCCGCCCGCAUUCCCGGCGGCGGCGCCGCCCGCCCGGCAUUCGCCUGCGGUGGCGGUCCGGUGGUGGGGCUGCCCUUCUGCCGGGCUGCGCUGCCAAUCCGCGCCCGCGUCGCGGAUCUGAUCGGGCGGCUGACGCUGGACGAGAAGAUCCGGCUGCUGGUGAACAACGCGGCGGGGGUUCCGAGGCUGGGGAUCGGCGGGUACGAAUGGUGGUCGGAGGCGCUCCACGGUGUCUCCAACGUGGGUCCCGGCGUCCAUUUCGGCGGGGCCUACCCGGGGGCCACCAGCUUCCCCCAGGUCAUCUCCUCCGCCGCCUCCUUCAAUGCCACCCUCUGGGAGCUCAUUGGGAAGGCGGUGUCGGACGAGGCACGGGCGAUGUACAACGGCGGCCAGGCGGGGCUGACGUUCUGGAGCCCGAACGUGAACAUCUUCCGGGACCCACGAUGGGGUCGCGGCCAGGAGACGCCCGGCGAAGACCCGGGCGUCGCCGGUCGCUACGCCGUCAGCUAUGUUCGUGGCCUUCAGCAGCCAUACGGUGGGCCUCACGACCACAGCCGGCUGAAGUUGGCGGCCUGCUGCAAGCACUACACAGCCUACGACCUUGAUAACUGGCGUGGCGUCGACCGCUACCACUUCAACGCCAAGGUAAGCAAGCAAGAUUUGGAGGACACCUUUAAUGUCCCAUUCAAGGCUUGCGUGAUGCAAGGGAGGGUGGCAAGCGCCAUGUGUUCCUACAACCAAGUCAAUGGAGUUCCCACUUGUGCUGACCCCAACCUUCUUCGCAGCACCAUUCGUGGAGAAUGGAAGCUUAAUGGGUACAUUGUCUCAGAUUGUGACUCGGUUGGUGUUUUUUAUAACGCGCAGCACUACGCCUCUACUCCGGAAGAGGCAGCUGCAGAUGCAAUUAAAGCAGGUCUGGAUCUGGAUUGUGGGCCUUUCCUGGCCCAGUACACUGGCAGUGCUGUGAAGCAGGGGAAGGUGAGUGAGGCCCAUAUAAAUGCUGCACUGAGCAACACCAUCACUGUUCAAAUGAGAUUAGGGAUGUAUGAUGGUGACCUAUCAAAACAACCCUUUGGGAACCUAGGCCCUAGAGAUGUAUGCAGUCCGGCUCAUCAGAAUCUUGCCCUCGAGGCUGCCCGCCAAGGGAUUGUUCUCCUUAAGAACGACGGCCAUGCUCUGCCACUCUCUCCCUCGCACCUCCGAUCCGUCGCCGUCAUCGGGCCAAACUCGGAUGCCACCGUCACCAUGAUCGGAAACUAUGCAGGUAUUGCUUGUGCUUACACAAGCCCUCAUCAAGGAAUUGGAAGGUAUGUGAAGACCAAUCACCAGAUGGGCUGCACCAAUGUGGCCUGCAAUGGGAACCAGCCCAUCAAGGCUGCCGUGGCAGCCGCUCGUAAUUCAGAUGCGACGAUCUUGAUCAUGGGCCUCGAUCAAUCAAUUGAAGCUGAAGCGAGGGACAGAGAAGGGCUCCUCCUUCCCGGCCGGCAGCCGGAGCUGGUGUCAAAGGUUGCGAGGGCUUCAAAGGGGCCUAUAAUUCUGGUCCUCAUGUGUGGUGGCCCUGUGGAUGUAACCUUUGCUAAGAAUGACCCUAGGAUUGCUGCCAUCCUCUGGGCCGGGUACCCGGGGCAGGCCGGUGGAGCGGCGAUCGCCGAUGUGCUAUUUGGUACAUUCAACCCAGGUGGCAAGCUCCCUGUGACAUGGUACCCCCAAGAAUUUGUGGAGAAAGUGUCUAUGGCCAACAUGGCCAUGCGAGCCGACGGGGAUCGGGGCUACCCCGGCCGGUCCUACCGGUUCUAUAACGGCCCGGUAGUCUACCCCUAUGGCCACGGCCUUUCCUACACUAAAUUCACCCACUCCCUGGCCCACGCACCGGCCCAGAUAGCGGUCCAACUCGACGGCCGCCGCGCCCCGGCCUACAACUCCACCGAACCAGCCCGAGCGGUCCGGGUCUCCCACGCGAGGUGCGACGGCCUCUCCAUCCCCGUCCACGUGGACGUGGAGAACGUCGGGGACCGGGAUGGGUCCCACACAGUGCUCGUGUAUUCGACUCCGCCGGGUACACGAUGGGCCCCGCAGAAGCAGCUGGUGGCCUUUGAAAAGGUACACGUGGCGGCCGGUGGACAGGUCCGGGUCGAGCUAGGUGUGGACGUGUGCGGGCAAAUGAGCUUUGCCGACGAGUACGGGAUCCGAAGGAUUCCGAUCGGCGAACACAAUCUUCAGAUCGGCGAUUUAAUUCACUCGAUAUCCUUAGAUGCCGAAGAUCUACGGCCAUAGAAGGGGCAAAAGGAUGGAAACGCCAACACGCCAUAUCAUCCAUAAAAGGGUAGUUAGGUCAUUUACAAUACCAGGUACAAUUGAAAUUAAACUCAGUGUUUGGGUGUUAAUUGCUGCCAAGGGAGAAGAAAGUUUUAUCAUUCUUUUCAUUGUACUAUUCUCAUGAUCUUGGCCCUAAGAAAGAUGGAGGGCAAGAUCAAUUGGAAAAUUGGUGUCAAAUUAUUUUAAGUGGGGUGGAAAAUAAGGUCCCUCAAGAAUAAAAAGCUAAGGGUUUAAUGAUAA